ACGGACCCAAUUUAGAUAGCAAGGCCGGCCAAUAAACAAAAUAAUGUUAUUGAAGUGCAAACGAGCGCAUAGAAAAUUUAUAGCCCAAUGAAUCACCAGAUACGGCCAUGUGAUUCAUCCCUUUCUUAUUUUUCUUUUCCUUUUGUAUAGCUUCAGACAAGCGGUGCAUGACGCACCAGAAAGUAGGGACAAAUAAAUAAACAAAUCUGUGACCCGCACGAUCCUCUGAAUAGAUCGUAUUACUCAUAGUGUAGCGCAGGCAUACAAGAUAGGAAAUCACGUGUUCAUUUGAGACCGUGAGCAGGCAGCAUAGACAGAUAAGGCGCCUGGAAUACACAAAGACAACAAGGCACCAGGCGAAAGAUUAUUGCUGGUAAUAAGCCUGGCCUCGCCCAUUAUCGAAUAUACGAAGGGCUAUAAACAAAAAUAACAUUUUAAGCCGACGAUGAGUAAUAAACUUUCUAAAUUGUACCCCUCUAGCGAGAGCGACAAAGGUCCGCAGAGAUAAGCGGGUAGUAAUAACAUGUAGGGAAAUAGCAGGCAGACAAUCGAUAUGGGCUCGGUUGUCUGAGAAGGAAAGAGAGAUCUCUUCUCUCCUUUAUAGUUUUAACGCCUAGGAAUGAAUUCUUGGGUAUAUAUACUGGGGAUUCUGGCCUAGGAAGUCAGUUCAAUUUCACAGUUCAAUUUCACAGUUCAAUUUCACAGUUCAAAUCAAACAGUUCAAAUCAAACAGUUCAAAUCAGAAGUCUAAUUCGUUAGUUCAAAAUCAAAGUUCGUAGUUCAAAGUUCAAUUCGUGAUCCGAAAAUCCACCAAGCGUUGACAACCAGGCGUCACGCAUCAGAAUCCGGAUACACCCAAGCGUUGGCAACCAGGCGCCACGCUAUAAAAGGUAUAACCAAAAGGAACAAAUCCCAAUCCGAAAAGCAGACCAUUUGCUUCGCUUCACCGGACCGCACUGGAGCCGGAAGAGGUUGAAGUUUUGUGGCUGCCCUAGCCGGGAUUUGUUCACGCAAAGGGGCUUAGCCCAUAAGAGACCAACCAAGUCCAGGGAAAUAGAUCCCUGGCUUUAAUAAAUUUAAACCGUGAUUCUCAGGCCUCAAUUGCCGACAUCUAGGGAAAUAAGUUCCCUAGAUUAAUCACGAAGCGCUCGAGAGAGGACGAGCGAAAAGCCUUGCCUUCAUAGCAAGCAUCUAGGGAACUCCAGUUCCUUAGAUUAUAUUUUGGUGGCUCCAGAGAGGAGAUUUAAAACUCACACCUUCGCCAAGACAAGAACCACGAUCCCUCGCGCAAGAGGAGUAAAUCGGGAGGCUCAGAAUCACGCCUUUUUGAAAAGACUAAGAAGUCAAGAAUUGAAAUUUGAACUCUCGCGCCAGAGAGUGAAAUUGAACUCACGUGUAUUCAAACGGGAAUCACGUUGUAAGAGGAGAUAAGACUUGGAACUCAAGCACUCAUAGAAAUUGAUUUGAACACACGUGCAUUCAAAAGGGAAUCACGUUUAUAAGAAAGAGAUAAGACUUGAAAAUUUAAGCACUCAAAAAAGAUCUGAAUUGAACUCACGUGUAUUCAAGAAGGAAUCACGUUAAUUAAAAUGGCUACAUAUGCAUAUAAAGCCAACCCUAAUGGGCACUGCCGUCUGUGUACGGACAAAGACAAGAAAGAGGACAUGGUCGCAUGCGAUGAAUGCGAUCGGUGGUUCCACAUUUCAUGUGUGGGACUCACAUACCUACCCAAGAAAGAUGAAAGGUGGGUAUGCCCUAAGUGCAUGAGCACAGAAAGGGAAAUGAUGGAACUGAAAGUCAAAGUCAGACAAUCAGUUUCCGGAAAUAGUUUGCAAGAAAUUUUGCAAGAGAACAGAGCAGCGAUGGAAGCUCUGGUGAAGUCCGUGAGGACAGUAAAUUUAGGAACGCAGAUUCCAAAAAUGAAUGAAAGUAACGAAGGUCAAGAUCAGGAGGCAGAGCCAGAAUGGACUGUCUAUCUGAAGCGGCAGGCAUUGAUGAGCUUGCCAAGAUUUGGAGGUGCGGCAAGAGAAUGGCCGAAAUUUAAAAAAGCCUUUGAUGAGACCACAAAACAAGGUCAAUUUAACAGGCUUGAAAAUUUGAAUCGCCUGCAAACAGUGCUGUACGGGAACGCAGAGAGGAGCGUCCGACAGUUAAUGAUGGAUCCAAAUAAUAUGGACCAAAUAAUUGAUAGACUAGAAGAUAAUUUCGGAAGACCCGAACUAGUCUAUAAAGAACUACUAGCCGAACUCACCAAUAUCAAAAGGGAGAGUCGGAAUUUGAUUACCGAGAUAUCCGAAGCACUGGAUAAUCUCGUCUGUAAUGUUUCUCUUAUGGAUAGAGAAGAAUUCCUGAUUGACCACCGAUUGGUGGAAGAGAUCAUAAGGAAAAUGCCCUACGGUCUACAGGUGAAGUGGACUGAAGAAAUGUACGACGGGGCAAAGACUUUAGCUGAUCUCAAUGAGUGGCUGAAGCCUCAUUCGAGAACCAAUAGACUGCUGAAUGGCACCAGCAGGCCGCAGCCGCGAGAAACAAGCAGACCGCAGCCGCGAGAAAUUAACAGAUCGCAGCCGCGAGACACGAGGCCUGAGCGUCGAUUUAACGUAAAUACGCAUCAGGAAAAUAGAUCGACAAUAAUAAAACGCAAUUGUGAAGCAUGUCGGGGAAACCACAAACUCCUCGAAUGCACCAGAUUUAAGGCUAUGAAGCCUGAAAAGCGAAAUGAAUUAGCCUUUAAGGCAAAGGUAUGCUUGAGCUGUCUCGCAUUUACAAACCAUAUGAUGCGAGACUGCAAAAGAGCAAAACAAUGUGGAAUUAAUGGAUGUAAGUUCAAACAUCAUCCAUUAAUUCAUAAAUCUCAUGAGAGAGAAUCAAGUGAUUCAAAUCAGUCGGAAGGACAGCAUAGUCCAGAUACACAAGCAGAUGGUGAGAUACACAAUCACCAACAACUAACAAAAUCCAACGUAUUCUACCAAAUAGUUCCUGUGACGUUGAAAAAUAAUGACAAAAUCAUCAACACGUUCGCUUUCUUGGAUGCGGGGUCAUCACUCUCUCUAAUAGACGAGGAGAUUGCGAACAAGUUAGGGCUCAACGGAAGAAUUGAUCCGUUAAUGCUAAAGUGGACGCAGAACGUCACGAGAAACGAACAAAACAGCCGUAGAGUUCAGGUACGAAUCAACGGCAACAAUGAAAAAGAAUACGUCAUGAAAGGAGUGAGAACGAUAAAGAAUCUCCAACUCCCAGAGCAAAGCUUCAACAAGGAGGUGAUGGAGAAAAGGUAUCCAUACCUCAAGAAUCUGCCGUUGAGCAGUUACAGCAGUAUACGCCCGACGAUAUUAAUUGGACUGAGUCACAGUCACUUGUUAAUUCCAUUCGAAAGGCGAAUGAGAAAACCGAACGAGCCCACAGCGCUACGAACCAAACUUGGAUGGUUCAUGUUCGGCAACAUAUCGUCCAAUGUGCAAGGCGGACACAUCAUGGUCAUUCAGCAAGAAGAUGAAAUGAACAAGGCUUUGCAGAAAUAUUUCUCCACCGAAGACUUCGGCGUUAAGGUAGUCAAGAAUCUACCAAAAUCAGCUGAAGAAGAAAAGGCUGAACAAAUUCUAAGAAGUACUAUGAAAUACAAGGAUGGUAGAUACGAAGUUGGACUUCUAUGGAAAGAUGAGGAAACGAAAUUUCCAAAUAGCUACAACAAUGCAGCAAAGAGGCUGACAACGAGUGAGAGAACGUUAAAAAAAGACCCAGAGUUGAAAAAAUGGGCAAUAGAAACAUUUGCGGAUUACGAGAAGAAAGGCUACAUCCGCAAACUGUCAGAGGAAGAAAUUAUGAAGCCGAUAUCAAGAGUGUAUUAUCUUCCACACUUUAUUGUGCACAACAAAAACAAGUUGCCACCUAAGCCAAGGUUGGUUUUCGAUGCGGCGGCAAAGAUACAAGGUGUAUCAUUCAACACGGAACUGUUAUCAGGGCCGGAUGCUACUACGUCAUUGUUCGGUGUUUUAGUAAGAUUCCGAGAAGGAGCAAUUGCUGUAUGUGGAGACAUCAAAGAGAUGUUCCACCAAGUACGAAUCCGAGCUGAAGAUCAACACGCUCAGAGAUUCUUAUGGAGAGAUUGUGAUAGCAGUAAGAAACCUGAUGUAUACGUAAUGCAGGUGAUGACAUUCGGAUCAACCUGUUCACCGUCAUGUGCACAAGCGGUUAAAAACCACAACGCAGAAAAAUUCAGAAAAUAUUGUCCAGUGGCGACUGAAGCAAUCAUCAAGCAACACUACGUCGACGAUUAUUUGGAUAGUUUCGAAGAGCUUGAUAAGGCAGCAGAGAUAGUACUACAUGUUAUGAAAAUUCACGAUCACGCGGGUUUCCACAUCAGAAACUUUGUGUCAAACAGCAGAGAACUUCUGCAAAGUUUACCCUCGGAACGUGUACAAAUUUCCGGAAUCAAAAUGUUCGAAGAAAAGGAUUCAAUGACAGAAAAGGUACUUGGUGUAUAUUGGAACACCACGUCUGACACACUCGGCUAUCAAAUCAAAUUAGACAAGCUAGGAAGUGAUGUUACACAAAUGCUACGUUUACCAACAAAGAGAGAGGUACUAGCUUUCGUGAUGAGUGUCUACGAUCCACUUGGACUCAUCUCAAAUAUAACUGUGCAUGGAAGAAUCCUCAUGCAAAGGCUGCACAUAGAAAAUAUAGAUUGGGAUGACGAAAUUCCCGAGAAGUUGCAGUCAGACUGGCAACACUGGUUAGAAAUUAUUGAAUCUGCUGAUAGCGUAACGAUACCAAGAUACAUCCUCGAAGAAAGAACAGGUGAAGUAGAACUACACACCUUUGUAGAUGCUUCUGAGAAAGCAUUUUGUGCAUGUGUGUACGUAAGAAGUAUAUCUGGAAACACACCACACGUAAGACUUCUAUCAGCAAAGUCUAGAGUAGCACCAGUCAAACCAUUGAGCAUACCACGCCUAGAGCUACAAGCGGCCGUGUUAGGAAGCCGAUUAACCAAAACGAUAAUAGAUGAAACGAGGUUGAAAAUCGUCAGCAAAACAUUUUGGAGUGAUUCACAGACCGUAUUGUCAUGGAUCAAGAGUCCAAAACGAAGAAGCGUAUUUGUGAUGCAUCGAGUAGGUGAAAUCCUGGAAGAUAACAGGAAAAAUGAAUGGCGAUGGGUGCCAACAGAUGAAAAUCCAGCCGAUGAAGGCACAAAGGAAAAGCUAGGAAAAUCACAAUGGUUUGAGGGACCUGAUUUCCUAAAGCUCUCAGAAUCGUCAUGGCCUUCCAUUGAAGAGAAGGAAACAGACGAAGAGUUGAGAGAAACAGUGCUAGUUCACGAAGAACUAAGCAAACUUAGUUUCAUCGAUAAGUACAAGGAAUACUCAGAUUGGUGGAAAUUGGUGAAGAACCUUUGUGUAUUAAACAGGACAAAGGAAAGAUUACGUCGUGGAUAUAUUCCAGACAUUGAGUACAAGGACUACCAAAGAGCUGAGAACGUGCUCUAUAGAAAGAUGCAAUGGGAAGCAUUUCCAACAGAGAUGGAAACUUUAUUCAAUGGCGGAACAAUAUCGUCAGGACCAUUGGUCAGUUACGCACCCUUCCUAGACGAGGCAGGGGUAAUGAGAAGUGGAGGACGUUUGAAGAAAGCCAUGUCAGUACCAUGGACUACAAGAACGCCAAUAUUGCUCCCACAAAAGCAUCCAUAUACAUAUUUGAUCGUGAAAGCAACACACGAAAGAUAUUUCCACCACGGCGAAAACACCGUCAUAGCAGCAUUACGGCAGAAGUAUUGGAUACUGCAUAUAAGAACAGUAUUAGCAAACGUCAAGAAGAAUUGCAAUAGGUGCAAAAUACGACGUGCAACUCCGGUAGAGCCGAUGAUGGCAGAUUUACCACAUUUCCGCACAGAAGCGCAUAUACCUCCAUUUACAAACUGCGGAGUAGAUUACUUCGGACCUUUCGAAGUAGCGGUAAAGAGAUCGCUCGAGAAGAGAUGGGGCGUCAUAUUCACCUGUCUCUCAACAAGAGCAGUACAUAUUGAGAUGGCAGAAAAUCUCAGUACUGAUGCGUUCAUGGUCGUGUUAAGGAACUUCCAGAACCGAAGAGGAAAGGUCACCAGUAUCUACAGCGACAACGGAACGAACUUCGUUGGAGCAGAGCGAGAGUUAAAGUCGCUAGUCAAUGAAAUCAACGAGAAGAUGGGCAAAAAUGAAGCAGCAAAAAUGGAAAUCCAGUGGAGAUUCAACCCACCUUCAGCACCACAUUUUGGAGGCGCUUGGGAGAGAUUAAUAAGAAACGUCAAAGUAGCACUAGCAGAGAUCCUGAAAGUUUGGGGUAGGAGCAAGCCAUCAGCAGCAACGUUGCAAGCUGCAUUCAUCCAAGCGGAAUUUUUAGUCAACUCUCGACCGUUGACACACAUACCAGUCUCCUGCAUCGACGAUGAAGUGUUGACGCCAUUCCACGCGUUAAUAGGAAGAGCAGGAGAGUAUGCCCCACCGUAUGCACCAACGACCAGUCAGUAUGACACAGCGCAAUGGAGACGCAUUCAACAUUAUUCCAAGUUGUUUUGGAACCGAUGGAAGAAGGAGUACUUACCAACUCUGUUAAAGCGUAAUAAAAAUACGCAGAAAGUAGAACCGAUCAAAGUCAACGACAUCGUCUUAAUCACGGACGACGACGCACCACCAGGAAAAUGGCUUAAAGGACGAGUCAUCGAAACGUUUGUGGCGAGCGACGGGCAAGUUCGCCAAGCAAAGAUCCAAACCGCGAAAGGUGUCCUGAAACGACCGGCAGUUAAAAUUGCAGUACUGGACAUUAUCAAGGGAAAUGAUCCAGCCAUCAACUAAUCAGGAAGAAGACGUCAGUGCUCGCUACCAGAGCACCAAUAUCCGAAAGAUGCAGCCAACUGAUGUAAGCUCGCGUCAGAGCUAAGAUGUAUGAUCCAUGGACCAAGCAUUGAAGAGGACAUCCUUUGGAACCAGGCAACGUGCCGAAGAAUUGAAAUUUAAAAGUGUUUUUAAACUCUGUUAGAAUAUAAGGAUGAAUGUAAAAUAAAUGAUGCUCCGAAAACAUGUAAACAAAUAGAGAUAUAAGUAACACAGGUAGCAUAGGGUCCGUUCAGGAAUUUUAUAAAUCGAACAAGUAGAUUUAUCAGGGCCGGAAUGUUACGGACCCAAUUUAGAUAGCAAGGCCGGCCAAUAAACAAAAUAAUGUUAUUGAAGUGCAAACGAGCGCAUAGAAAAUUUAUAGCCCAAUGAAUCACCAGAUACGGCCAUGUGAUUCAUCCCUUUCUUAUUUUUCUUUUCCUUUUGUAUAGCUUCAGACAAGCGGUGCAUGACGCACCAGAAAGUAGGGACAAAUAAAUAAACAAAUCUGUGACCCGCACGAUCCUCUGAAUAGAUCGUAUUACUCAUAGUGUAGCGCAGGCAUACAAGAUAGGAAAUCACGUGUUCAUUUGAGACCGUGAGCAGGCAGCAUAGACAGAUAAGGCGCCUGGAAUACACAAAGACAACAAGGCACCAGGCGAAAGAUUAUUGCUGGUAAUAAGCCUGGCCUCGCCCAUUAUCGAAUAUACGAAGGGCUAUAAACAAAAAUAACAUUUUAAGCCGACGAUGAGUAAUAAACUUUCUAAAUUGUACCCCUCUAGCGAGAGCGACAAAGGUCCGCAGAGAUAAGCGGGUAGUAAUAACAUGUAGGGAAAUAGCAGGCAGACAAUCGAUAUGGGCUCGGUUGUCUGAGAAGGAAAGAGAGAUCUCUUCUCUCCUUUAUAGUUUUAACGCCUAGGAAUGAAUUCUUGGGUAUAUAUACUGGGGAUUCUGGCCUAGGAAGUCAGUUCAAUUUCACAGUUCAAUUUCACAGUUCAAUUUCACAGUUCAAAUCAAACAGUUCAAAUCAAACAGUUCAAAUCAGAAGUCUAAUUCGUUAGUUCAAAAUCAAAGUUCGUAGUUCAAAGUUCAAUUCGUGAUCCGAAAAUCCACCAAGCGUUGACAACCAGGCGUCACGCAUCAGAAUCCGGAUACACCCAAGCGUUGGCAACCAGGCGCCACGCUAUAAAAGGUAUAACCAAAAGGAACAAAUCCCAAUCCGAAAAGCAGACCAUUUGCUUCGCUUCACCGGACCGCACUGGAGCCGGAAGAGGUUGAAGUUUUGUGGCUGCCCUAGCCGGGAUUUGUUCACGCAAAGGGGCUUAGCCCAUAAGAGACCAACCAAGUCCAGGGAAAUAGAUCCCUGGCUUUAAUAAAUUUAAACCGUGAUUCUCAGGCCUCAAUUGCCGACAUCUAGGGAAAUAAGUUCCCUAGAUUAAUCACGAAGCGCUCGAGAGAGGACGAGCGAAAAGCCUUGCCUUCAUAGCAAGCAUCUAGGGAACUCCAGUUCCUUAGAUUAUAGAGCUGCAAACUUGAAAAUAUUCUAUACAAGGUUGUUCCGUCCGCGAAACGAACGGAAAAGGAAGAACAACUCGCUUCGUUAGCCACGCCCUUUUUUGAUUUCAUCGCGGUGCACUUGCACAAGAGUAAGGGUAUAAAAACCGCGCGGAGGUAAGUACAUACUUGAUAAAAAUUAUCAAAAAUUAUCUUUCUGAUAGAGCGUUCAAUGUUUCUAUAAACAAUAUUUCAUCGGAGAAAUUCAUUGUGAAUGCAGAUGUUCCUCAAGGAUCCAUCUUGGGACCAAUACUUUUCAAUAUCUACACUUCAGAUAUUCCCGCACUCCCAUCUGAUGGGAAACUGUCACUAUUUGCAGAUGACACUGCCAUCAUUUACAAGGGCAGAAGUAUCACAGAACUAAGAUCUAAACUUCAAAGAGGGUUAGACGCUUUGUCUGGAUGUUUCAAUAAUUGGAAAAUAUGCAUAAAUGCCGCAAAGACACAAGUUAUAUUGUUUCCCCACAAGAACACUCCAAAGCUUGUGUAAUAUGAUCACGCUUAAACCCAACUCAUCAAUAUUCAAGACCUCUAAGGCAAUAAACCACCCCCGAGGGCGCUGGGCGAUAUAAACAUAAAAUGUGAUACGAUACCCGAGCCAGCAAUCUGGCCCAAGGGUUCGUUUACUAUUUAUGAUUGUAUAACUCGACGCGCACCAACGGCAGCGGCGAGUUUGUCUUCCUUCCGCCCCGCUGCGAGUUUAGCUAGCAGCAGAAAUUUAACCAAACAUGUGGCGCGCAUCCGGCACACAUGUUUCAGCACUUUCUUUUCCUAUUUACUUUGACCCACAAAGAAGUGCUUUCUCUCUCUCUCCGAAGAACGCGUCUGACCAAGGCCAUCACAGCCCACUCUAACUGCUGGUGCGAUGCUCCGCCCAGCAUAAUUUGUAAAUAUUCUGUGUAGAGUUUAAGCCUAUUUUUGUAAACUAGUAUUUAAGCCCCGAGAGUCUUUUCUUUGGACACAGAUGCCAGUUGACAAUAUACAGUAGAGAAGCGACGCUUGUACGAAUAGCGUUUGUGUUUAUUAAUUUACCAAAUCCGAAAGUCGACGCCACUGAAUGGCGUAAGAUCCUUCUUCUCGUUUACAUGGCGACCAGUGACACCGAGUCACUUCGGAACUAGUGAAAAAGUGCAAAUGGCCCGCGUGAUGGCAAAGUGGCAAAUGGCCAGUUAUCGCUAUCGUUACAGAAACCAAUAGCCGCGCUCCACGAUCAGUUAACCAAGUUCUACGAUCAGUGAACCGAUUCCGUGAUCGCGUGUUGAAGUCAGCCUAAAAUGCGGACCUUGGACCCGACUGGUUAUUACUGAAAAAUUCUCUACAAAAAAAAAAAAAAGAAGUUAAACGAACUUUUGAACCGUCCCGGGUGCAGUGUGAGUGCGGGUAAUUUGAAUAAAGAAAAAUUCAGUGAAAAUCGCCAAGAAGGCGAAGAAAUUGAACCCCACGAAAAACCGUUAGUGUAAAGUGGUUGUAACCACGUUGAAGUGAAGGACGAAUGACCAGUGUACGAGCAUAAAACAUAAGUGGAACCACAAUCGUACAGCGGACAGUGAAGUAGUGGAACAGAAUAAAUAGCAGUUACAAGCCAAGCAGUAUUUCAAAAAAAAAAAUGAACAUCGAUUUGGAUCCAACUGGACACCCCUGAGAUCUGACGGACGCAGAGGCACCCACGCCCCCCCCACCCCCGAGAAGAGGACACUUGCGGAGAAAACGUGGCGUAAGUCAGACUCGAGUUAGUCUAAUCCUUUUAUAUACGGAUAUCAUGUAAUAAAUUUAUAGUCGAGGCACAAAAUAUUUUUUAUCGUAAUACCCACGCGGCAGUAGGAAUAGGUAGUAGGAAUUAGAAAAAAAAAAAAAGCAAUUACAAUACCCACAAAAUUGGUUUUACAUAUGUACCGUUGAAAAUGGGGUUAUUUAAUACCAAACCCGUUAGUAACACGGGCGACGCUCAAAUCCAAAUUUUAAAUCACCUAGAGAACCACAGUGUAAUGCACGAAGCUCAAGGAGCGAUUAUCUGCGUCACACUUGCCCUCAUAUCCAUACUACUAAUUUCGAAAAUAUACAAAGCAUAUAAGGCAUGCAUGAAUGCACAUGCUAUGCAAGCGGCAAAAGCUCACGCAGCCGUAGUCGACACCGUCUAAAAGAAUUCGAAAAUUUUAAAACAUGCGUUCGAACGCAGCCUCAGCAUAAUAAAUUCUUUACCGAUAACCAUUUUUCCUUGUCUCCUUGAAUGGACGAAGUAACAAAGCUCAUCCAAUUGAAUAUACAAAAACUAAAACAUAUACACCUGACUAUACAACAGGAACUGGUCAGAAAACUAAGGAAAAGUACCUUAGCCAAACGCCUCACGGAAGCGGAAGCGCUUGUGAAACAGAUUAAAAAAUUGUCGUCUACGUUACUAGACACAACCCACGGCUCAGAAAUCAUAAAAAUAACCGAAAAGGCGGACCAACU
Toxorhynchites rutilus septentrionalis is the source of this 10846-nucleotide messenger RNA. RefSeq lists its product as uncharacterized. Bases 1590 to 6824 code for a protein of 1744 amino acids. The transcript is spliced from 2 exons. Lineage: Eukaryota; Metazoa; Arthropoda; Insecta; Diptera; Culicidae. Gene Ontology annotation, biological process: DNA integration. Gene Ontology annotation, molecular function: nucleic acid binding. The record is from RefSeq and is a predicted model, not a curated record.